Camellia sinensis is the source of this 1287-nucleotide messenger RNA. Lineage: Eukaryota; Viridiplantae; Streptophyta; Magnoliopsida; Ericales; Theaceae. The record is from RefSeq and is a predicted model, not a curated record.
UCUCAUGCACGGUUUUGAAUGAGAGAAACAAGUGAGGAGAUGUCUGCAACUCUUUUCUGUUACUGCAAACAUUAUUCUAUUGUGACUUCUUUGACAUGACAUGAAUAUCCAUUUCGCCCCUUUUAUACAUCCUUUUGGUGCAAUGUUUUCUCCUCUUUAACCAGACUUCCAUAUCAAUCAAAUACUAUUGUUGCUAGAGUUCUGUCCUCUUCAUAAUAAACUAUAACGUGGAACAUUUGCUAAGCAUAAUAGUUUGGAAAAAUAAGUAUGUUCUUGAAGGAAAUAGGCUGUAACAUGUUAAAAGACACCUGCUUGCAAGGGAAUUGGCUCUAAAUUAAGAAGUUAAUUUGCAACUGAUCCAUACAUGUUUUAGUUUUUGUAAUGUAUGUUCUACAUGCCUUUAGGGAAGCAGAGUCUAUGGUUUUCUGCAGUUCUUGACAUUGGCAUGGUGUCAAACUGUUGGUUGAGGAAUAAGUUAUUGGGUGUUGUUUGUUGUGUAAAUCCAUAUCAGCAAUGAAGUAUCUUUAUUUUUCGUUAUUCAACUAGAAAAUUAUGUAAUUGUCACCAUCUUUUGUCAUUUGUAUACCCAACUUGCAAUUCCAUGCCUCAAAUUUUCCUGACUCAUGUAAUGCUUGCUUGUCUCGAUGCAUCAUUAUCUGUUAAGCUCUUCGAGCUUCGGUAAUGAGGCUCACACAUGCUACAAGUCCUUUGUUACUAUAAUUUUUCCUAUUUUAUGUCCUUGUAGGGUUGAGAAGAACAAUUUGCUCACUGAAUUGAAAACCUUCUGCUUUUCAAAAGAUGUACUUGUGUGGAAAUAAGUUUUUAAAGUCUAGAAUGCUUUGGAUAGAGUGUUUGGUCCAGCAGCAACUACUCGUCAUGUUUAUGAUGUUGCUGCUCAGCAGGUUGUCAAUGGUGCCAUGCAAGGAAUUAAUGGUUUUCUCCAACAAUAUGGGAAAGAAAUCUGAGCCCGUCAUAACAAAAUGCAAGGAGAGCGAAAACUGGACAAAAGUUACAUUUAAGCCUGACUUAGCAAAAUUCAAUAUGACUCAUCUUGAAGAUGAUGUUGUUGCCCUGAUGAAAAAGCGGGUGAUUGACUUGGCGGGAUGCCUUGGAAAGACUGUGAAGGUUGAGCUUAAUGGGCAAUGUAUUCCAAUAAAGUCUUUUCUUGACUAUGUUAAUCUCUACCUUCAAUCUGCCUCCAAAGCCAGACUAGAUGCCCUCCCAGGGUUUUCAUUUCAAUAUUUAUUGAUUCAUUUUACUUCUCAUAAUUCUAAUCAAAAUAUCUAA